GGGCGGGAGGGGGGGUGAGGCGGAGGGAGGCAGCGGAAAAUGGCGGCAGCCGCGGUAGCGGCGGUGCGGGCCUGGUUCUGGAACGAGCGUUUCUGGCUGCCUCACAACGUGACGUGGGCCGACCUGGCCGGCGAGCCGGACGGCGGGCUGCAGUACCCGCGGGCGAGCCACGUCCUCUCCGCCUUCCCGCUGGCGCUCGGUAUCUUCGCCGUGCGACUGUUGUUCGAGAGGUUUAUUGCCAAGCCGUGUGCCAUAAACCUCGGCAUACAAGACAGUGGAGCUCACAGAGCCCAGCCCAAUGCGAUUUUAGAGAAAGUGUUUACAUCCAUCACGAAGUCUCCAGAUGGAAAAAGGUUAGAAGGCUUGUCAAAGCAGCUAGACUGGGAUGUUCGAAAGAUCCAACGCUGGUUUCGGCAUCGGAGGAACCAGGACAAACCCACCACCAUCACUAAAUUUUGUGAGAGCAUGUGGAGAUUUACCUUCUAUUUAAGUAUAUUUCUUUAUGGAAUCAGGUUUCUCUGGACGGCACCCUGGUUUUGGGACACACGACAGUGCUGGUACAGCUACCCCUUUCAGCCUCUAACAUCCAGGCUUUAUUAUUACUAUAUCUUGGAGCUGGCCUUCUACUGGUCUCUCAUGUUUUCUCAGUUUACAGACAUUAAACGGAAGGACUUCCUGAUCAUGUUCGUCCAUCAUUUGGCUACAAUUGGGCUCAUUACGUUCUCUUACAUGAAUAAUAUGGUGCGUGUUGGAACACUGGUGCUGUGUCUCCAUGAUGCAUCUGAUUUUCUCUUAGAGGCUGCAAAGUUAGCCAAUUAUGCCAAGUACCAGCGUCUCUGUGAUGCCUUUUUCAUGCUCUUUGGUGUUGUGUUCAUUGUUACACGUUUGGGCAUUUAUCCAUUCUGGAUUUUGAAUACAACGCUAUUCGAAAGCUGGGAACUGAUUGGGCCUUAUCCUUCCUGGUGGCUGUUCAAUGGCCUUUUGGUAACCCUGCAGAUCCUGCAUGUCAUCUGGUCCUAUCUCAUUGUUCGCACUGCCUACAAGGCCCUCGUGCGGGGAAAGGUAUCCAAAGAUGACCGCAGCGAUGUAGAAAGCAGCUCUGAGGAGGAGGAUGUGACGUCCAACAGCACAAAAGGAGUUUUCAGCACUUCGAGCAAUGGCUCCAACCGCAUUAACGGCCAUGUGGCCGGCGGGCAGUGGACAGAGGAGGAAUAAGGCCCUGGGUUGGCCUUGAGCAAACACGAACUUGUCUCUGCAUAUUUAGAUGUGUUGAACUCUGCAUUCCCAAGUGAUUUUUAAUCAAGAUACCCCUUCCCCAGAAACCUCCAGCAAAUCUGAAACGGGCACAAUCCAGACCAGUCCAAGGCUUGGCAUGACAGAAGGGAGAAAGCCAAUUACUAGGGCAAAGAGCAAGCUGCAGAUUUCACUUUAAGCCAUUUUGUACUUCAAUCUUAGCGCCAUCGACGUUUGCAGAGGUAUCUUUGUAUUUGACAAACUGGUUUGUACUGGGAUCAACUCAAGGUGGAAUGAGUUUGGGCUCAACUGGCCACGGUUGGUGAAUGCACUGCCAGCGACGACGGCUCAUUCAACGCAGGGUCAGCAUCGUCUCCUUGAGGCACUCCGUAAGCAGCUCAGAGCAUGGGGAGUGCCUGGUUUUUGCUCCCCACAUACAGGCUGCAGCAGACUCAUCCCUUUGUGCUACAGCCAACCUCUGCGUUGCAUUGUGCUACAACAGAAAAGUUGCUCCAGCUUCUCUGGGGUGCUGUGUGUUAAGGAGGCUAUAGCUUGUUAACUCUGCUCUCAAGAGGGACCAGGCCAGCAUUUGCUGCCUCUUCUGGUGCUGAAAGCCCCUCUGAAGCCUCAGUGACAGCCAUCUGAAACAGGGGAGGGGAUUCAUUAUUGCCCCAAAGACAAGUAUCACAAUAUGUACCUUUUAAAUCUUCUUUUUUUUCUUUUGCAAGUUGUGGUUUUGAAGACAUUUCUAGAUCUACUGGAUGCAGUUGGCUGAGCAAGGAACUUGAGGGCAGACCAAUGCUGGGGGCUGUUCUUAGCUUUCCACAUAAUGAGGGGUUUCAGUCCUGCUCAACUGUGUUUUAGGACAGAAGUUAGAAUGGUGCUGCUCUCAUUCUGCAAUUUUUGUGGAGGAAAUCACUGGGCUGGAAAAGCAGCCACACUGUGGGUUAUGCUUCUUUUUUUACUCGAUGGUACUUGGGGGCAAUGGAGGACCUGCAUGUCAGUCACGAGCAGAAUUUUGGGAACUUCUUGAGUUGUUACCGUUUUAUACUGUUGUUUACUCUUAUCUCGAUUAAAAAACAAAACAAAAACAAACAAACAAAACCAACAAAGCA
Messenger RNA from Tympanuchus pallidicinctus (lesser prairie-chicken), 2348 nucleotides. RefSeq names its product ceramide synthase 5 (gene CERS5). The transcript is spliced from 10 exons. Gene Ontology annotation, molecular function: DNA binding; sphingosine N-acyltransferase activity. The coding region runs from base 40 to 1215 and encodes 391 amino acids. The record is from RefSeq and is a predicted model, not a curated record. NCBI's taxonomy places the organism in Eukaryota, Metazoa, Chordata, Aves, Galliformes, Phasianidae. Gene Ontology annotation, biological process: ceramide biosynthetic process. Gene Ontology annotation, cellular component: membrane.